CAAAGCCUCAAUGAGAAAAAACCGACAACUAUGAAUGGCCAAAGAUGAUAACUAACUCCAAUAACAAAAGAGGCAAGGAAUCUUCCUUUUAACACUCAACCUUUGGGUUUGGUGGAACUUAGUUUCAGAAAUUAAACCUAAGAAAUUAAUCCAUCAAGCAAUAAAGUUGAACCAACAAAAAAUAACUAACUCCUAACAUGCACAACACACAGCUAUACAAAUUUGAAUCUCUAAUUCUUUCCAUCUUUGCAAGCUUGCAAACACACAAUCCAUUGAGCUCCAUGGAGACUACCAAAUAACAAUCAUACUUAUGAAACCACAAUCCAAAGAUUUUUUCAAAAGCAAAAUUACAAAACUCAACUCAUGUACACAAAAAAUGAAACAAGAAGAAUCUGAUAUAACAAAAUCUUAAUGAGAAAAGAUAUCGACAGAAAUGCUUAGGAAUAUUAUGUUUCCAUUUCAAAGAGCCAAAUAACAAGAGGAAGCUUCAUUCAAAGUCACGUACCAUUCUAAAAUCAGCAAGAUGUGAUACAAUAAGUCCAUACCACCUAAGUUAAAUGCAAUUGUCAUGGAACCAAAUAAUCUUAGUGGACCAAAACCGAACAUGAAAACAAAAUCUCAACAAGAAAAGACAUCUAUAAAGAUGCUUAGGGAUAUUAUUGUUUCCAUUCAACGUGUCAUAUAACAAUUACAUACCAGUUGAGUUAAACACAAUUGUCAUGCCAUAGGAUAAUUUUAGUGUUUCCCCCAAGUAUAACUAUAACAAUGCUAUUUGAAAAAUAAAAAUAGAAGAACUUGACAAGAACAGCUAGCAAAUAAAGUAAAAGUAAGGCAAUAAGAAAUGAAUAAAGCAACAGCUAACCACAUUCAUUACCAACUCAUUUUACUGAUUGAACAAACCCAAGCUCACAAAUAAAGUAUUAUAACCUUAACCUAAACUCAAAACCUCCAAUAUAUCCUAAAUAAAUUUAACCCCAAUACAACCCUAAGAUAAUUAUCCAUUACUUUCUAAAUAGAAGGCCUUAUAUUGUUAAAGACUAACCCUAACCUUAAGACAACAUUAACUUACUUUCUCAAUGAAUAAUCAUAACAUAACAUUAGAAAAACUCAAUGAGAACACACAUCUAAUGAAAGACGAAAAAAGACACGUAUUUAGAGUUUUAGAGAAUACAAUAUGAAAAGAGGUAAGCUUUCUUUUGAAAUGGCAUAUCAUUCAACAUAUGGUAUCGCAAAGCAGUAGCCUGGAUAAGUUCCUUUGGAACCAAAAAGAAAAAUCCAUUAAAAAAAUUACAUUUGUUCUGUGAAUAUCCCACUACUUUACAACCAAUGCCAUAAAUAAACAUGAUGAAAAUAUUGGUAUUUGUACUCACCUAGAUAACCUCUCUCCAUUUUAGUAUCAUUAAUGCAAAAAUUAAUAGAUUUUUAUGAGCAAAACAUUAAAUGAUAAUUGAUCUUCCUAAAAAAGUAGUUUCUCAAUGAUAAUUACAAAAAUCCUAUACCAUAAAAAAAAUCCAAAAUACUAACUGUGGGAAAACAUUUAGUUACAAGUGAUUGUAUUUUGUAAUCUGCUGAUUGUAAUCUGUAUAUAUCUGUAUCUCCCUAAAAUUGAGAAUUUGUAUCUCUAGAAUUAAGGACAGAAUAUCAGGAUAGACAAUUCCUUGAUUAUAGGGAUUAGAUUUAGGAAUAUUUAGUUUCCUAGUUUACUCUCUAGCUAGCUGUAUUUAAAUCUAUGGUGUUUGUAUGAUUCAAGACACAAGUUUUCAAUAUACUCUCAUUUUUCCACAUGGUAUCAGAGCUUUAGACUCUUCUUGGGAAGAAAAUUUCUCAGCCUUCAUUGCUGAAUUUUUUUUUAGGCCUUCAUAGCCAAAUUUUUAAGUCUGUCAUACUUUUAUUUUGUUCCUUUUUUUUUUUUUGGCCUUCAUUGCCUAUACUUGUUUCAGUCCUGAGAAAGGUAAUCAUGUCAGAAAUAGCAGAAUCUGCAGCUACUACUCGAUUUGGAGAAGUAACAACUGGUCAAACCACAGCGGAAUUACAGAAUAUCCAAGCUGCAUACAGGUUGAAUGGAAAGAACUACUUGAAGUGGUCUCAGUUGGUUCAAACCUUUCUAAAAGGGAAAGGAAAAUUGAGCCAUCUUCUUGGCACUGGUCCUGAGAAAGGAGAUCCAAAAUUUGAGACUUGGGAUGAAGAGGAUUCUAUGGUUAUGUCAUGGCUGUGGAAUUCUAUGAUGCCAGAUAUUAGUGACACUUGUAUGUUUUUGUCCACGGCCAAAGACAUUUGGGAAUCAAUUCGUCAAACCUAUUCCAAAGUUAAAGAUGCUGCUCAAGUCUAUGAGGUCAAGAUCAAGACUGCAGCUCUCAAACAAGGGAAUAAGUCAGUCACAGAGUAUGCUAUUCUUCUUAAAAAUCUUUGGCAAGAGAUGGAUCACUACCGGUGCAUAGAAAUGAAGUGCAGUGAAGAUGCAACAACUUUGAAGAAAUUUAUUGAAAAAGAUCGAGUCUAUGAUUUUCUUGCUGGACUGAAUGUUGAGUUUGAUCAAGUCAGAGUCCAAAUUCUGGGAAAACAAGAUCUGCCUUCUUUAAAUGAAGUGAUAUCCAUGGUUAGAGCAGAAAAGAGCAGAAGAGGAGUGAUGCUUGACAGUGUGCAUGUAGAAAGAUCUGCUAUGGUCUCUAAUGGUGGGAAGAACCAAAGCUUAGAACAAUUACCAGUCAGUGAGAAUGAGAAAGGUGAUUCGGCUAAAACUUCAAAUCGCGACAAUCUUUGGUGCACCUAUUGCAAGAAGCCAAGACACACUAGAGAUCGUUGCUGGAAACUACAUGGAAAACCUUCAACUUGA
Durio zibethinus is the source of this 2833-nucleotide messenger RNA. NCBI's taxonomy places the organism in Eukaryota, Viridiplantae, Streptophyta, Magnoliopsida, Malvales, Malvaceae. The record is from RefSeq and is a predicted model, not a curated record.